AUGGAAGAGUACAAUCCAGAUGCCCUGGUAGAUCGCGACCAGCCUGUGCCGAUGCUGAACAUGAAGAAGCCGAGGCGUCAUAGGAACGGCUCUCCAGAUAGUGCGCACUCGCGGUCAUCGUCGCAGUCGAAAAAUUCCAUCCAGGAGAGAUUAUUCACGAAGCUUCUACAGCAAGUCAUCCCCGCCGACGAUGACGAGGAUGGAACGAAUCCCGGGGACCAGGCCUUUGUGACGUCCCCAAAACGGCCGGCCUUCAGCCUGCCGACGAUGUCGAAUAACUUCCGCCGUUUUAAUGCAAGAAUUGGCGUGGUGUUUGUGUUCCAGACCCAAGUUGAACGUCUGCUCAGCUGGCAAACACCAACCCACACUAUCUCAUUUCUAUUUGUGUAUUCCUUCAUCUGCUUAGAUCCGCACCUGCUUUUGGUACUACCCCUAGUGGUUCUCCUCCUCUUCAUCAUGGUGCCGGCCUUUAUUACUCGCCACCCUCCACCACCAUCGACAUCGACCUCCAGCAUUAUUCCGUAUUAUUCCUAUGAGGGGCCGGCACUGGCACCGGCAAGGACGAUCAAACCGGCCUCGGAGACCUCCAAGGAUUUCUUCCGCAAUAUGCGGGACCUUCAGAACUGCAUGGCAGAUUUCUCCGAUGUCCAUGAUGCUACCAUCGCCGUCUUUGCUCCAUUAACAAAUUUUGCCAAUGAAAAACUCUCAUCAACCAUUUUCCUGGCCUGUACAGUGGCUACAGCAGCGCUGUUUCUGAUGGCACAUCUUUUGCCUGUACGGUUGAUCAUGCUCGCCGGUGGGAACGUGGCGAUCUUGUCGAGCAAUCCCAAAGUACAAUACUUUGUCAAAGGACUAAUGGAGGAUAUUGAAGGGGGCCUGGCUGAAUUGGACUCACCAACUGACGAUGACGGGGGCAAGGAUCUGUUCGGGGCCGCUGUUCCAAAGGAUCCGUCCGCGGCCAUGUCUGCAAUGGAACAGUUGGCGGAUAUCUCACUUGACACCGACCCAGAAGAGCGUGAAGUUGAGAUCUUUGAACUCCAGCAUCGAGCACCCGGGAAAUCAGAGUCAGGAUGGGAGAGCUUUAUCUUCAGCCCCCAACCCUACGACCCAUUAUCACCAGCGCGCAUCGCAGGGGAUCGACCCCGUGGAUGCCGUUUCUUCGAUGACGUUCAGUCUCCGUCUGGCUGGAGAUGGAAGAGCAAGAAGUGGGAGCUUGAUCUGGACUGUCGGGAGUGGGUGGUUGAGCGCAUGAUCACUGGAGUUGGGUUCGAGGUUCCAGGAAUGAGCCCGGACGGCAGUGCAAUCAUUGAUGAAGUAGGUGGCUGGGUCUGGGAUUUGCCUUCUGACCCUCCCACCGUGCGAGAGGAGGAAGAGGAAAUGACUACUAUGGCCUACGGUGAUCUGAAGGUGUCGAACUCUUCAUCCAAGCCGAAGGGUGCUUCGCCACCAAAGGAGAAAAAUCGGGCGAAGUCUGCUGGGGACUGGGAGGAAGCAGCUUCUGCUGCUUACGGGGUAGGAGAGUGGCGGCGUCGCCGGUGGGUGCGAAUCGUGCAGCGCAUGAACCUCCCACCAGCUGGCACCGUCACCUAUUCGACCCUCGGCCACAAUUGA
Molecule: messenger RNA, 1611 nt
Organism: Penicillium canariense
Lineage: Eukaryota; Fungi; Ascomycota; Eurotiomycetes; Eurotiales; Aspergillaceae
Product: PEX28-32 family peroxisomal membrane protein
Exons: 3
Coding region: 1-1611 (536 amino acids)
Biological process (GO): peroxisome organization
Cellular component (GO): peroxisomal membrane
Source: RefSeq, a predicted model, not a curated record